Vitis vinifera (wine grape) is the source of this 1889-nucleotide messenger RNA. Its product is annotated as beta-fructofuranosidase, insoluble isoenzyme 1. Gene Ontology annotation, molecular function: hydrolase activity, hydrolyzing O-glycosyl compounds. The transcript is spliced from 7 exons. The record is from RefSeq and is a predicted model, not a curated record. Gene Ontology annotation, biological process: carbohydrate metabolic process. The coding region runs from base 19 to 1737 and encodes 572 amino acids. Lineage: Eukaryota; Viridiplantae; Streptophyta; Magnoliopsida; Vitales; Vitaceae.
UUUCUCUCUACAUACUUCAUGAAGGGCGGUUCAAGGCUUCUCUGGUUUUUGUUCUCUCUUUGUUGUUACUGUGUAAUAAUAAACAACAAUGGCGUUGAAGGGUCUCAUAAGAUUCAUCAUGAGUAUCAGUGUGUGCCUGACACUAAGGUUAGGCAAGUUCAUAGAACUGGAUACCACUUUCAACCCCCUAGGAACUGGAUAAACGAUCCAAAUGGACCCAUGUACUACAAUGGAAUCUACCACCUUUUCUACCAGUACAAUCCCAAAGGUGCAGUUUGGGGUAACAUCGUGUGGGCUCACUCAGUAUCAAGGAAUCUGAUAGACUGGGAGGCGCUUGAGCCAGCCAUCUAUCCUUCAAAGCCGUUUGACAUAAACGGAUGUUGGUCUGGUUCAGCCACCAUCUUGCCUGGUAACAAGCCUGCAAUUCUCUACACUGGAAUCGACACACAACAAAGGCAAGUCCAGAACAUUGCAUUUCCAGCCAACCUCUCGGAUCCAUACCUAAGGAAAUGGGUGAAACCCGACAGCAACCCACUAGUGGUUCCUGAUGUUGGCAUGAAUGCAAGCACAUUCCGUGACCCAACAACUGCUUGGCGGGUGAAUGGGCAUUGGAGGAUGUUGGUGGGUGCCAGAAAGAAGCAUAGAGGGAUAGUCUAUUUGUAUAGGAGUAGAGAUUUCAUGACAUGGAUAAAAUCAAAACAUCCUCUUCAUUCUGCCCAGAAUACCGGAAUGUGGGAAUGUCCUGAUUUUUUUCCUGUUUCUUUGUAUAGUGAAAGGGGGUUAGACACAUCAGUAACGGGUAAAAAUGUUAGACAUGUUUUGAAGGUGAGCCUUGACCGAACUAGAUAUGAGUACUAUACAAUUGGAAGAUAUUAUCCGGAAAUAGAUAGGUAUAUACCGGGCAACACCUCUGCUGAUGGUUGGAGUGGGUUGAGGUAUGAUUAUGGCAAUUUUUAUGCUUCGAAAACGUUCUUUGAUGCCGAGCAGAAACGGAGGAUUUUGUGGGGUUGGGCUAAUGAGUCAGAUACAGCAGACAAUGAUACUGCAAAAGGAUGGGCUGGAAUUCAGACAAUUCCAAGGACCCUAUGGCUUGACAAGGGUAAAAAACAAUUGUUACAAUGGCCCAUUGAAGAACUAAAUACACUAAGAGGGCAAAAGAUUCAGGUGAGGAAUCAAGAGCUCAAGAUUGGGGAAAAUGUUGAAAUCACAGGAAUUACAGCCGCACAGGCCGAUGUUGAAGUUACAUUCUCUUUGCCGAGCUUGGACAAGGCUGAAGAAUUCGAUCCUAGCUGGGUUAACGCACAAGAUCUCUGCGGCAUGAAGGGUUCAACUGUUCAAGGUGGGGUUGGACCCUUUGGACUGUUGACAUUGGCUUCAGAACACCUUGAAGAGUACACUCCUGUCUUCUUCAGAAUCUUCAAGGCCAAAGGCAAGCAUGUAGUCCUUAUGUGCUCUGAUGCGAAAAGUUCCUCGUUACGGACAGAACUAUACAAACCAUCAUUCGCAGGUUUUGUGGAUGUAGAUUUAAAAGAUGGGAUGCUCUCCCUUAGAAGUUUGAUCGACCAUUCUGUAGUGGAAAGUUUCGGGGCUGGAGGAAAAACAUGCAUCACAUCUAGGGUUUAUCCUACUCUAGCAGUCUCGAAGAAGGCUCAUCUAUAUGCAUUCAACAAUGGAACAGAGGCUGUCACCAUUAAGAAGCUGAAUGCAUGGACUAUGCAUCGUCCUCAAAUGAACUAAGAUCGAGGAGGCCCAGAUCCAAAAUAAAAAAGUUCCGGGUUUUCUUCUUUCUUUCUUUCCCUUUUUCUAAUUAUAAAUUGUAAUGCAUGUAAUGGAUCGUCCUCAAAUGAUUGAAGAUUCAAUGACAAAAAAAUUUAUCAUUAGACAUUGAA